This is a messenger RNA of Ictalurus furcatus (blue catfish), 807 nucleotides long. RefSeq names its product oxytocin (gene oxt). The record is from RefSeq and is a predicted model, not a curated record. Gene Ontology annotation, cellular component: secretory granule; extracellular region. Gene Ontology annotation, molecular function: neurohypophyseal hormone activity. Bases 170 to 625 code for a protein of 151 amino acids. The transcript is spliced from 4 exons. Lineage: Eukaryota; Metazoa; Chordata; Actinopteri; Siluriformes; Ictaluridae.
AUUAAUAUGUGGCCAAUUAAGAUUAUUUGAGUGUAAUAGAUAAUGAUGUGGUAAUAUCACGUUGGAAAACGAACUUAAGGGUAUAUAAAGGAAGUUCUUAAGGCUUACAGAGGAACAUCAGCUACUGAAGCUACUGAAUCGCGCUGUUUUUUCUUAACCUAGACAAAAGAUGUCUGCAGCACCACUUUCAGUCUUCUGCAUGCUGUGUCUGCUGUCCAUCUGCACAGCCUGCUACAUCUCCAACUGCCCCAUUGGUGGCAAAAGAGCAGUACAGGACAUCCCCACUCGACAGUGUAUGGCAUGUGGUCCUGGAGAUAAGGGCAGAUGCUUUGGUCCCAAUAUCUGUUGCGGAGAGGAAAUAGGCUGCAUGGUGGGCACUCUGGAAGCCAUGCGCUGCUUGGAGGAAGACUACGUGCCCUCUCCGUGUGAGACUGGAGGAAAAGCCUGUGGCUCUGUGGCAGGACGGUGCGCUGCACCAGGCGUCUGCUGUGACUCAGAGAGCUGCACCACUGAUCCGUCGUGUCUGGAAGGCGAAGGUGAUGCAGCCGCUCACAGUCUACCUGCCAGUGGCAAAGACCUCCUUCUGAAGCUUCUUCAUUGGACAAACUACAGGCCUUACCAAUGAGACAUCCAUUCAGGGAUCACAUCAUCGUAAGAGGAGCAAAACACCAGCCGAACCAUCUGAUGACCUUUGUACACAGUUUGUAAAGUCUAGAAUGUGAUCAGAUAUGAAUAUUGGUCUUGUAUUUUAACAAAUGUGAUAGGAUUAUGCUUUUCUGCAGCAAUUAAAGUCACUUUAUAUGGUGC